Messenger RNA from Aspergillus nidulans FGSC A4, 2475 nucleotides. Its product is annotated as transcription factor xprG. Lineage: Eukaryota; Fungi; Ascomycota; Eurotiomycetes; Eurotiales; Aspergillaceae. The record is from RefSeq and is a predicted model, not a curated record. Gene Ontology annotation, biological process: regulation of DNA-templated transcription. Bases 213 to 1979 code for a protein of 588 amino acids. The transcript has 3 exons. Gene Ontology annotation, molecular function: DNA binding; DNA-binding transcription factor activity. Gene Ontology annotation, cellular component: nucleus; cytoplasm.
GCUCGUUCGAUUCCUCCAUGGUCUCGUACCUUUGACGCUGUUCUCACCUGGUCCGCCAGCUUUCACCGUCACUAGCCUCCACUCUCUCACGAGAGACCGUUUCUUUUCGGAAUCUGACGCUUCAUCGCUUUGUCUUAUUCAUCUUCAUUCUAGCUUGCACUGUCCAUAGUGCCGGCGUCAUUGUCCCCGUUCGCUACAGCCGAACCCUUGCCAUGGAGGGCUUCGACACCAUGGCGUUGCCCUAUCUGGCUUCCCCGCUGUCGUUAGGGAAUAUGCAGGGCACAGAUUAUCUCAAUGCUUUGCAAGGCAUGGACCUUCCUGAUCAACGAUCAAACUUUGACUCCGAGACAUUCGUUAGCGGAGACGAUUUGACCUUUGCCCAUCUAUCUCCACAGACACUGAAGCGAUUCUCUUCCGGUUACGAGGACUCGUUCCCAGAGAUGGUCACUUCCUUUGACCCCCCGCCUCCAGCUGAGCCGCCUGCCGACUCCUCCAUUGACCAUAAUAACAAGCUAUUGAGCUUCUCGAUGCCAGUAUAUCCGUGGACUCUGCUUGAUUAUUCUUUUCGACGCGCCUCAAUAUCAAUUUCAGCUCAGCUGCACGGCAUGUUUUUCCUUGCCGAGUCACCGUGGACCACGUCUCCGACAGAAAAUGCUCCGCCUCAGCAAGGAGCAGAACUGACCUGCUACCGGCGAAAUCUUUUCCAGAUCACUGGUUCUGUAACCCUUCCUCGGGCCCUGCGCUAUAUCAUCACCGACACCGGUGACCGGAUACCUAUCGUCGCGCACGAACUGACAGUGUCGGCUACCGAGUCUGUUGAGGGCAAUUCGGUCAAGAUUAUUUCUGUGCCCUGGAAGACUCCCGCUGCAAAUGACGCUGGCAAGGAUACAGGAAACAGUAGUAAUACUGCCGCCAAGGUCGAGAAGGAGCCUCCAGCUAUCCCGUUAGACAUGUUAACUGGACAGGAUCUUGAUGCCGAUUACGCCACUUUUCCAAUCGCAUGGAAGCGUCUUCAAUUCCGUGUCGCGACUGCCAACAAUGGGCGAAGAAAGGAGCUUCAACAGCACUUUGUGGUUCGGCUCAGGGUCGUUGCAACAUUGUCCACGGGUAUGAAAACCCCGAUUUGCGAGGUUCACUCGGGGCCAGUCAUCGUCCGGGGUCGCAGUCCUCGUAAUUUCCAGUCUAGGAAAGAUCUACCGUUGAGUGGUAGUGCUGCUGCUUCCAGGAAGAACGCGCAAGCGGCUGCAGCUAGUAAUAAUCUUACUCGAACCUCGCCCAGUCUGACCGACAAGGCAAAAACCGUCGUGAAGAGCAGCUCUCCCGAAACUUCAUCAAACGGGGUCCCCCAGCAAUCCCCCCCAAAUUGGGCUCUUGCAACAAAUUCAACGCUUCCUCCUCCGACGACGACGACGCUGCCGCACUCGUCAGUCUAUUCGCAGUCCAGUCCAGAAUUUUCGAGACCGGUAGAGGCACAUCGACGGACGACGAGCGCCAUUGCUGCCCCUAUUAAUUUAUCUCUUUUGGACGACGACUCUCUCAAUCUCUCAAACGGCGAUUCCCGUCCUCAUACAUCAUUCUCUAAUGACCUCGCGUCUAAGUCUUUAAGCGUUGAUUCAGGGAGGCCAGUCAAGAUGCGCAAAGUAUCUCACUCUAUGCCCCAAGCGCAGUCAAGAAGCACGUCCGCUACAUUCUUGAAUACAGCCAAUUUCCAGCAGAUGCUGCCAGUUCCUUUCACGAGCGAAAGUGCCGAUGUGUUGUAUGAGUAUUUUCCCUUGGGCUUGGAGGAUUGGCAAGGCCCCGUUGAUGCUGUCUAUCGCCCACAUGUGGUACACCACACGAAUAUGCCCCAGAUGAAAUACAUUACGGCGCGAGGUCAGAGCAAACGAUAUUUUGCGGCGGAGGACUCAUAUUCUCUUGUUGAGGCCAUAUGUCCAUCUGGAUGGACAUACUCGAGAAUUAUUUCACGUACAAUGAUUUGACGUCUUUUAUUGCUGGGCAUGUAUGGUUAAUUGGCAUGACUACUGGGUGGUUUGGGUGAUGGCGCGAUGGAGUCUACCGGAUUACCCCUUUGGCUUCGUUUAUUCUUCUCGUCAUAUCAUCUUGUCUACGAGUGGGCCUUUUACUGUCGUCCUCUCAUUAUAUAUCUAUGUCACAUGGACCGCCUUAUUCCGGGCAAGAAGAAACCCGAGAUGAAAUCUGGGAAUCUUGAUAGGAACAACGAAAUUCGGCUGGCCGUCGAUGAGAUUUUGCUGCUAUCCAUACUGUGUCUGGUAUAGUUUGCAAGUACUGUGUAUUGCUUGGUUGCUUUUUCACUGUUACGUGCUUUGGAAGAGAACCAAGGCAGGGCGCAUGGGACGGGCAUCUUGCUUCGUUAAUAGACAAUGGACAAGCAGUUCAGUGAAUUGAAAAGGAGAACUAUAAUUGACUAUUAAGGAAUGUGAGAGUCAGCUCAACACUAGCUUGCGCGGAUUGCAU